UCAGAAGUCACCUGUCAUUUUGUUCAUCACUUGUUCUUGGUCAUACCUCUCCUAUUAAUUCUUCAGAGAGGAAGUUCAAGAAGGGCUCCACACUCCCUUCCUCCUGGACCUCGACCCUUGGACACCAUGAUCACCCCAGGGGCCCCAAGGCUGCCGGACCCUGAGCCAAAGCAGAAUGGAGUUCACUUCCAAGCCGAGAUCAGCAGAAACCGCAGGGACUACAGGGAUGAAUUGGAAGACCUGAUCAGACGUCCCAACCCCUUCUACAGCGACAAGUACCUAGAUGCCUUCCGACGGUCCGUGGAGGAGCCUGAACAGUUCUGGACUGAGGUGGCGAGUUGUGUCUGUUGGACCAAACCUUGGACCAGAGUUUUGGACAACUCCGACCAACCUUUCACAAAAUGGUUCGUGGGUGGAGAGCUCAACGCCUGCUACAACGCCGUGGACCGCCAUGUGCUCGCUGGGAAAGCCUCCAAAGUGGCGCUCAUACACAACAGUCCCGUCACCAAGAGUCUCAGAAAAGUCACUUAUGGCGAGCUCCAUCAUCAGGUCUCUCUGCUGGCAGGCGCUCUGGCCAAGCUAGGGGUGAAAAAGGGUGACCGGGUGCUCAUCUACAUGCCACUCAUACCAGAGGCCAUCAUAGCCAUGUUGGCAACAGUGAGACUCGGCGCAAUACAUUCUGUUGUCUUCGGGGGGUUUGCCGCGAGAGAGCUGUGUGCACGGAUUGACCACGCAGAGCCCAAAGUCAUCAUCGCCGCCAGUUGUGGGGUGGAACCAAACAAAAUCGUCAAGUACAAAACGAUACUGAACGAGGCGAUAGCCAGUGCCCAGGUGAAGCCCAACAAGUGCAUCAUCUUCCAGCGCCGCGAGGUGUUGGAGGCUGAGCUGACUCCUGGGAUGGACCUUCUGUGGGACGACGCCCUCGCCUCGGCUCCGCCCCACGGGUGUGUCCCUGUGGAGGCCAACGAGACUUUGUACAUACUCUACACCUCGGGAACCACAGGUCAGCCAAAGGGCAUCGUUCGACCCACGGGCGGCCACAUAGCCACUCUCUGCUGGUCCAUGUCAGCGAUCUACGGCAUGAGGGACCAGGACGUGUGGUGGACCGCGUCUGACAUGGGCUGGGUCGUGGGCCACUCUUACAUCUGUUAUGGACCACUCACCGCCGGUCUUACCUCGGUCAUGUACGAGGGCAAACCUGACCGCACGCCUGACUCCGGACAGUACUUCAGAGUGAUCCAGGAACACCAAGUGAACGGCAUCCUGACGGCUCCCACGGCGCUAAGAGUCAUACGAAGGGCGGACCCUGAUGUGCGGAUCGGCAAGAAGUACUCCACCAAGUCGUUAAGAUACUUGUUUGUGGCCGGGGAACACUGUGAUCACGAGACCAAGUCUUGGGCAGAACAAAUUUUCAAGGUACCGAUUCUAAACCACUGGUGGCAGACGGAGACUGGACAUUCCAUAACAGCCACUUGUGUUGGUCUGGAUCAUUCCACCUCCCCGCCCAAGUACUCCGCUGGGAUGCCCUUCCCCGGAUAUGAUGUCCGUAUUCUGCGGAGGGACGGCAGCGAGUGUGAUUGCCAUGAGCUCGGUCGCAUCGUCAUCAAACUGCCCCUUCCACCUGGAGUCAUGGCUAACCUCUACAAAGCUACUCAACGUUUCCUCCAAGUCUACUUCUCCAGUUACCCCGGUUACUAUGACACAAUGGACGCCGGAUACCGCGACGAGUUUGGCUACAUCUACGUGACCGCACGUGACGAUGACGUAAUCAACGUGGCAGGUCACAGACUGAGCACGUCAGCGCUAGAAGACGUCGUCCUCAGCCAUCCUGACGUAGCCGACGCGGCUGUUGUGGGCGUCCCGGAGCCAACCAAGGGAGAAAUACCGUUGUGUCUCUUCGUCGUGAAGAACGAUUGCUCUAAGAGUGAGGACCAACUACGACAAGAGCUAGUGAGACAGGUACGAGAGUUGAUUGGUCCAAUAGCAGCCUUCCGUCUGUGUGCCACGGUGACAGCACUGCCAAGGACCCGCUCUGGAAAGACUGCUAGGAAGUCCAUUGCCGACCUUGCUAGGAAUAAACAAAUCAAGAUUCCAGGGACAAUAGAAGACCCCAGCGUGUACAAGGAAAUUCUACAGGUCCUACGAACUAUCGGCUACGCUCUCACAGCUCCUGAACCUCUCUGAACCUCUCUACUCAUCAGUCUGUCUGAACACUUGAUGAUUACGACCACAUCAGUGAAUGUUUACCAGUGUAUAGCAAGUCAAGCAGAAUCGUUUUGUAUAGUAAGAUAAUAUAUUAUAAUAUGUUUUAAAGUUAUGCAUUUUUAUCCACUCGCUUUUUACAGUUUGUUUGAUUUUAAGUGAAACCGUUUAUUUUGGUUGUGGAAUAGAAUAAAAAUUGGAUUUAUUAAAGUUUAUAAGAGCAAUAUCUUCAACAGACUUUAUGUAAACAAAAUGGCAAUUGCAUGACCAAUAAUUUUUCUAAAUUUUACUAUUCAACCAAAUGGAAAUUCUUGUAAUCAUUUGAUAUAUGUAAUGAUUUUGUUAGUAAUAAAGUAUAAUGAAGUUAAAUCUCUGUAACGGGGAAUGUAAUAUAUUUUAAAUAAAAUUUUGUCAUAUAAUAUGAUGCAUCA
This is a messenger RNA of Macrosteles quadrilineatus (aster leafhopper), 2633 nucleotides long. Its product is annotated as acyl-CoA synthetase short-chain family member 3, mitochondrial. The transcript is spliced from 15 exons. Bases 127 to 2184 code for a protein of 685 amino acids. The record is from RefSeq and is a predicted model, not a curated record. NCBI's taxonomy places the organism in Eukaryota, Metazoa, Arthropoda, Insecta, Hemiptera, Cicadellidae.